Messenger RNA from Echinops telfairi (small Madagascar hedgehog), 5237 nucleotides. It is a transcript of the gene CEP152, whose product is annotated as centrosomal protein 152. The record is from RefSeq and is a predicted model, not a curated record. Gene Ontology annotation, biological process: centriole replication. The coding region runs from base 1 to 4947 and encodes 1648 amino acids. The transcript has 25 exons. Gene Ontology annotation, cellular component: centrosome. NCBI's taxonomy places the organism in Eukaryota, Metazoa, Chordata, Mammalia, Afrosoricida, Tenrecidae.
AUGCUGGACGAUGACCUCUCCUCCCCGGAGCUCCACUCGUCCGGUUGCAGCGACGCCGACGACGAUGGCACGAUGGGAGACCUAGCAAAGAACAAUGUCCUUCGUUUACUGUUGCCCUUGGCUUCUACUAUCUCACAGUUUGGUGCCACACCGAGUCCUGGUUGUGCAGCUUUGGAGCCUUAUAAGGUGACAUACAAACCCUAUCAAUCUUCGGCCCAGAAUACUGGCUCACCAGGCCAGGAAGUAGCCGCAAGUGACUCCUUUGAAGGGCUGCAACAGCAGUUUUUAGGAGCUAAUGAAGAUUCUGCAGACAACAUGCAGAUUAUACAACUUCAGGUUCUUAACAAAGCAAAAGAAAGACAGCUCGACAGUUUGGUCGAGAAGUUAAAUGAAAGCGAACGUCAGAUCAGAUACUUGAAUCACCAGCUUCUGCUCAUCAAAGACGAGAAGGAUGGGCUGACCCUCAGUCUCCGAGAAUCACAGAAACUCUUUCAGAAUGGGAAAGAGAGAGAGAUACAGCUCGAAGCACAAAUACAAGCACAAGAAACCCAGAUCCAAGCAUUGAAAGUCAGCGAAGAACAGGUGGUCAAGAAGUCCCGAACGACGGAGAUGGCGCUGGAAGGCCUGAAGCAGCAGCUGCUGGACCUUCAUCAAUCGGAGUCCCUUCAUCGAGCCAGAGAACAGCACGAGGGCAUAGUUCGGGGUCUCACGAAGAAGUACGAAGAGCAGGUGCGGUCCUUACAGAAGAACUUGGACGCUACUGUCACCGCACUUCAGGAACAGGAAGACACUUGUUCCCGUUUGCAAGACCACAUAAAACAACUGGAAAGGACUCAAGAAGCAACCAAAUUGGAAAAGACGGAGAUCAUUAACAGGUUGACGAGAAGUCUCGAGGAGAGUCAAAAGCAGUGUGCUGGCUUGUUGCAUUCGGGCUCAGUGCAGGAGGUGGCUCAGUUACGACUCCAGCUGCAGCAAGCACAGAAGGCAUAUACUCUGAGCGAAAACAUGAGCCGGGCUCUCCAGGAAGAAUUGAUCCAACUGAAAAACGAAAUUUGUCUCUAUGAAUCUGCUGCCAAACUAGGAAUACUGCCGAGUGACUCAGAAGGAGAGUUGAAUGUAGAACUCACAGAAUCCUAUGUGAAUUUGGGCAUUAAAAAAGUCAACUGGAAGAAAUCCACAGCGAACAGCAUGGUGCAGCAAGAAGACCCAAAUGAAGCGCUCUCCAAAGACCAGCUGAUUCUGAAGCUGAAAGCGGAAGUGCAGCGUUUGCUGGGCAGCAACUCCGUGAAGCGCCACCUGGUCUCCCAGUUGCAGAAGGAGCUCCAAGACUGUCGUGGGAAGAGGGAAGGGGCCCAACCAGUGGAGAGGGCUGAGAAGAGCGUCCAGACGGAGAUUAAAACAGGCAGCUCAGAAAAACCAAUCGAUCAAUUAUGGCCUGGCUCUUGUACGCCUGAUACGAUGGGCAGAGAUGACAUUCUCCAACUUAAAAAUGAAAUUCAGGUUUUACAACAACAGAAUCAGGAACUUAGAGAAACCGAUGGAAAGCUGAGGAGUACAAAUCAAGACUUAUGUAAUCAAAUGAGACAAAUGGUACAAGAUUUUGACCGUGACAAACAAGAAACUGUGGAGAGGUGUGAGAGGACUUACCAGCAGCACCACGAAGCCAUGAAAACGCAGAUCCGGGAGAGCCUCCUAGCGAAACAUGCUUUGGAGAAGCAGCAGCUCAUGGAGGUUUAUGAGGGGAAUCGCGUGCAGCUUAGGUCUGACUUAGAUAAGAUGAACAAGGAAAUGGCUGCUGUACAGGAGUGUUACCUGGCGGUGUGCAGAGAGAAGGACAAUCUUGAAUUUAAUCUCAGGAAGACCAUCGAGAAGGAGCAGCGAUUUCAGGAGGAGAAGAAACAGCUAUUGGAAGAGCGAGAAGAAUAUAUACGCAGACUGCAGGUGCAACUUGAAGAAAAGUACCAUGACACCCUUCAGAUGGAAAAGGACAAGUGGCAGAGAGAGCGAGACACUGAUACUAAGCAGCAGGUUGAAAGUGAGCUGACAUUAGUCAAAGCCCAGUGGGAGAAGGAGCAGGAAGAGAUCAAACAAGGCCUCACUCAGCAGCUUGAAAAGGAAUGGCAGUCGAAGCUGGAACAAACGCUCAAGGCAAUGACAAAGGAGACCUCAGACUGUGGCAGCCAGACUGACCCAGCGACCCCCAUUCGUGUCCUUUUUGAGAAAGAGAUGGCAGUGAUGGCCGCUGAGCAGAAGCAAAAGAUUCAGCAAGAUGUGGAGCAGGAGAAGGAGAAAGCUCUCCAAGAGCGCUUGAAGAAACACGAGAUCGAAUUGGAACUCAAAUACUGCGAACAGAUCACCAAACAGGUUGAAGUAGCUGUGCAAAAUGCUCGUCUGCGAUGGCUGUCAGAACUGCCCGAGCUUGCAGAGUACAAAGCGCGUGUGCGAGCCGAGCAGAAGAAGUGGGAAGAACAGCAGGAACUCUCUGUGGCCAAACGGGUAUUGUUUGCUGUUUCGGAAGCGAAGGAGCAGUGGGAGCGUGAGCUUGAGGCUAUGAAGAAGGCUGUGGUCCCCGGGAAGGACCUGGAAGAACAGCUCCGUUCCCUCCAGAGGGAGCUGGAGUUGAAGGACGAGGAGGUCCCUGUAGUCGUCAGGGCUGAGUUGGCCAAAGCCCGGAGUGAGUGGAACAAAGAGAAGCAAGAGGAAAUCCACAGACUUCAAGAGCAAAAUGAGCAAGAUUACCGGCAGUUUUUAGACGACCAUCGAAACAAAAUCAAUGAGGUGCUUGCAGCAGCUAAAGAGGACUUCAUGAAGCAAAAAUCAGAACUCCUUCUGCACCAGGAGACAGAGCUGCAGACCUGUCUGGAUCAGAGUCGCAGAGAAUGGACGAUGCAGGAGGGCAGGCGGAUCCAAGUGGAAAUUUAUCAGUAUGAAGAAGACAUCCUAGCGGUGCUUGACCUUCUCCUAAGGGAUGCCCAAAAGGAGCUCGGCGGGGUGUCAGGGAAGCAGCAGCUCUUGGAAGUCGUAUCGAUUUGUUCUUCAAAAUGGGUGUCCGUGCAGUAUUUGGAAAAACUCAAGGCCUGCAUACAGAAAGCAUUUCGAGGUGUAGUCUUUUCGCUUCGAGAGAUUGCUGGCUUACGGGGGGGAAAGAACAACAUGGCUAAGAUCGCUCAGGAUCCUGCUAGCCAGUGCACUGGCAAAGGAGAGCCUGUAUUCUCAGAAGGGCUUCCUGCACCCACUUCUGGACACCAGGCUCAGCUGUUGGCCCUGCGCGGAACAGAAGCAGAAGCUGAUACGGGAAAAAUCCUUGAACCUUUAGACUCAUGCUGCCAACACUGCUCCCAAGAACUUGCGAAGGAAAAGCAAGAAUGUCAAGACCUGCAAAGAAAACUGGAGAAAUGCUGCCGGCAGCUUCAGCACUUAGAAAGGAAGCACAAAGCUGUAGUGGAAAAAAUCGGAGAAGAGAGCAGUACAGUUGUUGAAGAACUAAUAAAAGAAAACAACGACAUGAAGAAUAGAUUGGAAGAACUGAAAACCCUCAGCAAAACCCCACCAAGGUCGCUCUCAGAAGGGGCUGCUGGAAAUGCCUGCAUGCUGUGCAGCGGGAAGGCCUUGGAAGAACUUCGUGGGCAAUAUAUUAAAGCUGUCAAAAAAAUUAAAUGUGACAUGCUGCGCUACAUCCAGGAGAGCAAGGAGCGAGCUGCGGACAUGGUGAAAGCAGAGGUCUUACGAGAGCGUCAAGAAACAGCCCGGAAGAUGCGCAAAUAUUAUUUGAUUUGCCUCCAACAGAUUUUGCAGGAUAAUGGAAAACAGGAAGGGGCAGACAAAAAGAUUAUGAAUGCCGCGAGCAAACUUGCGACGAUGGCAAAGUUGCUGGAAACACCUGUUUCUAAAAGAACCCAGAGCAAGACUCCGCAGUGUGGGCCGUUGCCUCUGACUUCAGAGAUGCUGGUUGGAGCUGAAAAGUCAAAGAGGAAGGAUGUGAUUCAGAAUAUAGCUGGCUACGCUGAGAGCGAAUCAAGCAGCCUGAAAACGAUCCCCAGCACUUUGUGCAAACAAGUUCCCAAGAAGAAGGCCGCUUGUAACCUACAAAGGCGGUUGGAGGAUUCCGAGUAUGAGGACAGAAAGCUCGUGGGUUCCACAGAUUCACAGUCGGACUUUCAGUUUGGGGAUACCAGAUACAGGAAGCUGGAUCCUGCCCCAGAGAGGGUCUCUCCGGAGUGUGUGCCCUACGAAGGGGAAAGAGGCUGUGGUUCGCACAGGAAGAGAGAUCGGCUCCGGGACACCAGCUCCGCAUUACUCGUGCACUCAGCUGUCUACCCCUUUCUUGGAACUUUCCGAAACAAACCCUCACCUAGACGCAGCCCAGGCCUUUCUGACCCCAGAUCCACACCCACGCCCUGUCCGUGUCCCCACGAAAGAGCUGGCUUAAAGGUAUAUAAAUUCAAUCCCCUGGUGGAGAGUGGAGGUACCACACCUGACACAAGUCAGAGUCUGGGGAUUCAGGAAGCCCCCGUGAAGGAGGGAGAAGACCUCAGCCCCUCUCUAGACUGGAGCUCCAACAGUGCGACUUUGCCCUGUAACGGUCACGAAGUCUCCUUUGUACACAGUGGACCACUCCCGGAGUCUGUCAAACUCAAGCAGUGCUCGGCCCUGAGGUGCCUUCCAGAUUCGGAGGGAAGUGAUGAGACUUGUAGCCUAGUGAACUUCCAGGGUGAUCAUGCUCCAGACCAGGCUUCUGAAGAAACCACGUAUCCCCAGCCCGGCAAGAUCAGCAUGACUCUCGGACACCCGUCUCAUCACGCGACUGACCUAUUAAAGUCAGAUUCAAAAAAACUCAGCAGUAAGGUGCCGGCUCCAGGGUAUCGGCAGCCUUCAAGAAAACUCAUCCCUCCCCUCGCUAGUCAGCAGGACAGUGGCUUUGAUAGCCCCUUUAUCAAUCUAGACUAAUGGUUGUACAGUAUUUAAGAAGAAUCAUUAAUAUAUUGACGAGAAAACUGGAAGGAAAGAUUGCCAUACUGGAAAAUGUGUGCGUUACCUAUUUUGAGAUGUUUUAAAAACAUCUAUUACACAUGAGUGAGGUGUUCCCAUCAAAUGACUUCAGAUAGUUAUGUUGCCUUAAUCUUCCAGAAGCCUGAUAGUGUAUGUGUAGCUUGCUUCUUCUGUGUGGUACUGAUAUUUGAUUCCUAAACCAGCCUAUUUUUAUACUUAGAAAUUUGCUCUCUGUGCUGUGUUAAAUU